CACGAGCAUCGCGCUCCUCCUUAGGGCCUUCCUAAUCACGUGCUGAAGUUUUUUGACGAAGAUAUUUUGACGUUUAGUAUAUAUAUGUAGUGACCCUUUCGUGUCACCUUAAUUCAUGUCAAAUCGUUCCGAUUCCCAUAAAAAUCGAGCUUGGUUCUUUGGAAUCCCCGUGACGGUCCAAGUCGCGCCGAGUGUCGCGACAAUCGUUGCGAUUUUUCUUUUGACGAGUACGUGCCAAAGAAAAAGAAAAAAAAAUAAAUAAAAAAAAAAGUGGGAAAUUUGUUGAAGUCCCCAAGGGGGUAUCGUUCGUGGCGAGCAGCGCUCGGCAGGGUCUUAAUGGAAUAUUAAGAGGUUCUUGUCUGAAUUGCGAAAUCCAGUGAGGCCCUUCGACGCCGAGAAAGCCUGGAGAGAUCACCUGGACCGUCUGGCCGACAUCGACAAGCUCUACCCGAGUGAGACUCCCCUCUUGGCGAGACACAGGAGCCCUCCUCUUCUCACCAAGCCGCUCUUCGACAUCCACGGAAACAUGCUUCAGGACAUCCUGCCUUCGUUCAACUCGCUGCUCAAGAGGAAGCCCUUCUUCGACCUGCUGGAGCCUCUACCCUCUGCGCCCAUCAGCGCCUUUACGAGGGACCCAUGGUGGUACCCUAGCUAUGCACCCUACAUACCGAGUUACGCUCAGUACUCCACGCCGUUCUAUCUGAGAGACAGCUAUCUCAGCCCUGUUAAGAGUCGCUACUUGUGGAGCAGACAUCCGAUCAGGCCCUUCGCUCGCGUCCGCUAGGGACUUCAUAUCGCACCCCCACGGAUCACCUAAAACGUUAAGGAAGGAAUUUUUCGGAAAGCACCGCCACCCGGUCUCUCAUCCCGAGCCAUUACGCAGAGGCCUCGUCUCUCAAUUACUCGCAGUACGGAUCGCCCACGGAGUUUUAUUUAUUGACAUUCUCGCCACACCGAAGUACUGUAUUUAUCAUUCAUUGCUGUCUACGAAUAAAGAAUGACUUGAUCGAAAACGA
Orussus abietinus is the source of this 1016-nucleotide messenger RNA. RefSeq lists its product as uncharacterized. NCBI's taxonomy places the organism in Eukaryota, Metazoa, Arthropoda, Insecta, Hymenoptera, Orussidae. The transcript has 3 exons. The coding region runs from base 527 to 784 and encodes 85 amino acids. The record is from RefSeq and is a predicted model, not a curated record.